This is a messenger RNA of Juglans regia (Persian walnut), 1629 nucleotides long. Its product is annotated as F-box/LRR-repeat protein At4g29420. The transcript has 2 exons. The record is from RefSeq and is a predicted model, not a curated record. Lineage: Eukaryota; Viridiplantae; Streptophyta; Magnoliopsida; Fagales; Juglandaceae. Gene Ontology annotation, molecular function: protein binding. The coding region runs from base 56 to 1393 and encodes 445 amino acids.
UUCAAAUGCCACGCCCUUUCAACUCCAAACUCCGAAAGGCUCGCUCUCUUUCUACAUGGAAGAGCUGCCACCGCCUCUGAUUGUCGAAAUCCUGGGUCGACUGGCCGACUCGGCCGAGCUCGCUAGGUGCCGGCUCGUCUCGAAAAACCUCAACGCGCUCUCCUACGAGGUCGCCUCCGUCCACCUGAUCUGCACCUUGUCGCGCUACCUAAAGUCUCGUGCACCCGAGACGAAGCACUUGGUCACGCCAUUCAAGGCCGUUUUCAGCACCCUGGCUCGCAACUCUCGGACCCUCGAAUCCGUCUCGAUUGGCGUGGACAAGUCUCUCGGAAGCAUAUCGUAUGACGACGUCGAGGACGAGUCCGACGACCUUUACCUCACCGAUGUGAGCUUCGUGAGGGAGUGGUUGCCGGAGAUCGGCGGAGGACUGAAAUCGUUAUCUUUGUCGGACUUUUGGGUUCAGUCUUGCUGGAGAAAGUCGGAGGUUCUGUCACUGAUUUCAUCAUGCUGUCAUACUCUUCUCGAACUAAAGGUAAAGAAUGCUUGGCUGUCAGUGGAUGGCCUGGAUCCAAUGCCUACGCUCACAAGCUUGACACUUGAGUUCAUAAGACUGGAUGAUGAAGACCUAAACAAGGUUAACAAUUGCUUCCCCUCUCUGGAAACUCUGAAUUUGAUAGGUGUGGGAGGACUUAAGGAGCCAAAGAUUCAUCUUCUGCACCUUAAGACCUGUCAUUGGACAGUGUCAAAUGCUCCACUUUCUCUAGCUAUAUUGGCACCCAACCUUGUCAAUCUCACACUGAAGUGUAUUAAACCACAGUCUCUUGUCCUUGAAACCCCUUCGUUAUCUGAUUUCCACCUUUCCCUUGAGGAAGCAAAUGAAUUCGAAGUAAAAGACCUUCAUCAUUUGAAAACCCUUCAGCUUCAGUCUGUGAAUCUUUAUAGUCUCAUUUGCAUGUUCACAUGGGGUAGAACUGUCAAGAAGCUCACACUAGAUUCAUUGCAAUUGAAAAUGACUGGAUUUAGCCUUGAUACACUGUUUGAUGUUUUCCCAAAUUUGAGCUAUCUUAAUUUGGGCGCUGGAGGUUGGACAGAGGCACUUUCUAGUUUUGGCUCAGGAGGUUUGGAAGGUAGAAUUGGGAUGAAUGGUUUGAAGGAAAUUGUUGCAUAUUUGAUUACAGUGUAUGAUAUUGAGCUUACACUUCGAUUCAUUUUCUCUAUUUUGGAUAAAUGCACCAACUUGUCGGCCAUGGUGUUAAUGAUCUACCAUCAAGUUGGUUUUCUCACUGCUUGCAACCUUAUCAGGAGGUGUAGAGCUGCUUGUCCUGGAGUUAGAUGGAAAUGGGGAGUGUGGAAAGAAGGAAUGGCAGACGUUUGGGUUUCUGAUGGCAUCUAAUUUGAUAAGUGCAGUUGUCUAAAAUUUGUUUUGUUGACUGGCUCUAGGAGACAUGUGAUGGAAGUAUUCAAGUGUUACUCCGAGCAAAAAUUCGUGACAUUUGGUUAGAACAUGCUUGGAGGAGGCUGCAAGGACCAACCAUGUGAUCAUCUUCAAACGCCCAUCAUGAAUGUAACCAAAAAGCUAGUUUCUUGUUAUGCUUCAGUGUCAAUGCCUGUAUUUGAAGUUCUCAUUCU